CGCCCUUGCCCCUGCUACAAUUCGGCCGGCUGUCCCGUUAUUCCAAAACGUCUUUAUCCCUUUCGUUCCGUUCAAAAUGGCUCCAAAGCGUCGCCUUCAAGACUCGCCUCCUGCUGCUGCUGCUGCUUCUUCUGCAGAAGAUGAAGUGGAAGAAUCAGAGAGCGAUGCUGUUGAAGAGGAAGCCAACGGUGUUUCUGACGACAUAGAGCGCGAAGAUGGAAAGUCUGAGGGCGAUGCUGAGGAUGAAUCGGCUGAGGAAUCCGAAACCGAGUCCGACAACACUCAGCCCUCGCCGUCCGUGUCGGACUUCACUAUCAAGCCCAUUGUUAGCAAGCCAAUCAAUGACUCCACGAAAUCUAUGAAGCAUGCUACCAACAACAAUUCGGCUCCUGUGCCAGCGACGAUCGUCGCUGCCGGAGGCUCAAAGCGCUCUAAUGAGAGCAACGCGGAGAAGAAAGAGUCCAAGAAGAAGAAGGUAUCGGAAAGUCAAGAUGACGAUGUAAAAAAGGAAUCUGGUGUCCAACGUAUUUGGAAUGAGGAUGAUGAGAUCGCGAUCUUAAAGGGCAUGAUCGAUUACCAUUCAAAGAGAGGUGUUGACCCAUGCUCUGAGAUGUCGUUGUUUCAUGAAUACAUGAAGAAUAAGAUCCAUGCUGAUGUAUCCAAGAUACAAUUAGUGAACAAAAUCAGGAGUCUGAAGAGGAAAUUCCAAACGAAUGCAAGAAAGGGUGAAAAUGGUGAGGACCCUGUUUUCUCUAAGCCGCGUGAUCGCGAAAUUUUUGAGCUUUCCAAAAAAGUUUGGGAAUCUGCAGCUGCUAAUGGAGUGGAUCAGAGAAAGCCAACCCAGAGCAAAGGCAAGAAUUCUUCUACUGUAGUAUCGCCAAAGCGGGAAAUAGCUGAGAAUAAAGAUGAGCCACAUGGUGACGUGAAUGCUAUACCAGCAAAAUCAUGCUCUAAAUCGUCCGUCUUGGAUGGGUUUCUGGUCUCCGGGAAGCUUUCGUUACCUGAAUCUGCCAUGGACAUUGUGAAGGAAGCAAUACCUUUGAUCGGGAGUUCGAAGGCCAAGGAGUUGGAACGAAGAGGGAAGGAAUUGCAGAAGGAUGAAUUUCUGUUGUACUUAAAGAGGGUGGAAUUGAUUCAUGAUAGCGCAAAACUAGCACUGGCUGUAAUAAAAUCAUCGAUGUAGUAACUACCCUGGCCACGAGGAGAUAAAUACUUUGUUGGAAUUUUCAUGGCAGACAUAGUUUUUCGAGUUACUAAUGGAUCAACACCUUUUGCUUGCUUUAUAUUUGUAUGUACUGAUUCUGGUUUGAUUUUUGAAAGCUAUGUUACUAAGAAAUGAAUAUUCCCCCUUUUGGUGUCAGACAAAUGCCUUUGCAUUGUGGUUGUAUUCGACAGGUUUAUUUAACCCAUUCGUCUUAACAUAUGAAUAAUGUGAUGACUUGAAUGAGUAUUUUCUUAGUUUA
Molecule: messenger RNA, 1463 nt
Organism: Neltuma alba
Lineage: Eukaryota; Viridiplantae; Streptophyta; Magnoliopsida; Fabales; Fabaceae
Product: STOREKEEPER protein-like
Exons: 2
Coding region: 77-1183 (368 amino acids)
Biological process (GO): regulation of DNA-templated transcription
Cellular component (GO): nucleus
Source: RefSeq, a predicted model, not a curated record